Messenger RNA from Ostrinia nubilalis (European corn borer), 1044 nucleotides. RefSeq lists its product as uncharacterized. The transcript has 2 exons. The record is from RefSeq and is a predicted model, not a curated record. Gene Ontology annotation, cellular component: transcription regulator complex; nucleus. The coding region runs from base 264 to 860 and encodes 198 amino acids. Gene Ontology annotation, molecular function: DNA binding. Gene Ontology annotation, biological process: regulation of transcription by RNA polymerase II. NCBI's taxonomy places the organism in Eukaryota, Metazoa, Arthropoda, Insecta, Lepidoptera, Crambidae.
UUUCCUUUUGUUGAUGUCUUGCGUCUCGCUCGGCUGCCGCCACAAUGACGUGUUACGUAAAGCAGCCCCAAUAAUUCAAGGAAACUCGCCUUUAUUGCUAUGAAACUUAAUAAUAAUUGACAGAUGCGAGGUAGUCUCGAUCACUAUGCGUAAUAAAUGAAUGAUUAUUCGGCUGUGUGUGAGGGGCGGUGCGGCGGCGUGUCAUAUUUUCAAUCGCGCAACGCCGCGAUGCGCGAGUAGCAAAUACAAAUCGCCGGAACAAAAUGGUGCGCCGUCGUCAGCUGAGUUAUCAAACUACGAUACGACUGAUCAAGGAAGUGAAAAAGCAUCCCUGCAUCUGGAACAGGGAAGACGAGAAAUAUAACGACGUAUACAGCGUCGGUCUGGCGUGGAAGACUAUUGCCUGCAGGCUACAGUUACCGGAAGAAGCAGUCAAAAUAAAAUGGAAGAACCUCCGGGACUGUUUCAAUAGAGAAAUCAAGAAGAACCCGUCGUCUCUGACAAACUACACUGGCAACUGGGCAUUUUUCCAGGAAAUGCUCUUCACUAUAACACUUAAGAAACUCAAAUCGGAAGCCGACAUUGAAGUGGAGUACUUGGAAAUCCACGAUGAGGAACUGACGACAGAAUUGGAACUGGAAGACGAAAAACCAGACGACUAUUAUGAUAUGCUCUUUUUGGAAUCCUUAGCUCCGUAUUUCAAAGAAUUAGAUCCAGUAAGGAAACUGGAGAUGAGGAGCAAAAUCCAAGAAAUGCUGGAGAGAGAGAUAUCCAUUCAAAAUAACGAGAACGGCAGUCAGGAGGAAAAUUUCGACGACAUUUAUAUCGAUGAAAAUGCAGACAUGACCUACGUUACAUGAUGAUGAUAAUAUUUUUAGGGCAUACAAAAAGAACCUUUAGGAAGUUUUAGUGAUAAAGUGACACUAUAAUAACAAAGCAAAGACUGUGGUAAAACUUUUUAAUGUGACUGAUUGAACCGAGUGACUUUGUUUAAUUUUGUGUACACCUAAUUUAUGUAUCAACAAAAUGACGUGAAUUAUAAAA